Messenger RNA from Aspergillus novofumigatus IBT 16806, 1414 nucleotides. RefSeq lists its product as uncharacterized. Lineage: Eukaryota; Fungi; Ascomycota; Eurotiomycetes; Eurotiales; Aspergillaceae. The record is from RefSeq and is a predicted model, not a curated record. Bases 116 to 1033 code for a protein of 305 amino acids. The transcript has 3 exons.
CCGCACGACAGAGCAUCCUUGACCGACACAAUCGCCGGGCGAGCAAAAGGGACCCUGACUCGUUUAUCCAAUGGCCUGUAUCUUCAUAUAGAUCCUCGCAAAUUCUGACAAUAAUAUGUUCGACCUCCCAGACGCAAAACGCGUUCGUCGCGAUGAACUUCUCUCGCGAGAUUCGGCUUCACGAUCACCUUCACCGCAGCCUGACUCAUCGUUUCAAGACGCCCAUCAGCGUUUGGGCGCGCUCCUCAACCUUGAUGCAUUGAUAGCGCCUGCAGAAUCCACCGCUCCAGCACCCAGACCAGAGGAAGACGGCCACCGACAAGAAGAUGAGGAGCAGGAAUUCGAGUUCCGUUUAUUUAGCGCCCCUGCUGCGCCGACAUCUACAAACAAAGACGACAAGACACCUGCAACAGAAGGCGGAGAGAAAGCAGUAAGCGGGGGUACUCAAAAAUUGAGGAUUCGGUUACGCUCGCCGACACCUGGAGCGGUGGAUGGGGAGGGGCGAUUUCUCAAUCCCUUCCGAGGGUGGCAUUAUUACUUUACGACCCCGGAGUUGCUUUCUGGAUCCGGUGCGAAGCAGGAUUCGGCUUCGGCUUCGACCAUCAGGAGGAAGCAAUUCGAGGAAGUCGCUGUGACCGGGCAGCAGAUGCUGGGGUGGUCGGAGGUGUCCUGGCCCGGGUGCCAUCUACCAUGGCGGGUGAUACACCUCAAGCGGCAGCAUACCACGUUACCUCCUGCAUCUGCAGAUCCAACUUCAGUCGCGACUAUUUGCGUUACGAAACCUCCGACAAAAGACCCCAAGUCUCGAAAGAAGCCCGGCAAGAAGCGACGUAUCCAAUUGCGGAAGCGAGCAAAGACGGCAGAGGAGGAGAAGCAAAGGGAGGCCGAGAAGCGAAAUCGCAAGAAUCGGGAGAGGAAAAUCAAACGGAGACAGAAAGCACGAGAAUUGAAAGCUGCAGCUGCUGCUGCGUCGGGACAAAGUCAAGAUGUCGCCGAAGUGGAGCUGAAAGAUUCUUCUGAUGCGAGCGAUUGAAAGUACUGUUAACGGACUGCCGUGCAUUUGUGAUACCCUAUGAUUAAACUGCAAUUGACUGUACUGCGUUGGUCUACCCUUAUUACAACAGUGAGAGCACUAAGAUGAGACUGGUCAUCAACCAAGCUAUAUUGCUCUAAUUAUUGACCAAGGAAGAUAUAAACAAAACGAGGGGUAUAUUAUGCAACGCAAACACGGCAACGACAACGACGACGACAAUGAAAGAAGAUCGACUUAACAAAAGGAACAUUCGGGUGGUAUGCGGCAACUGCCCGCUACUGUGAAAACGUGAAAGAGCAGAGUAAAGAUCGAAUUAAGAGGGACUGUUAGGAGAUUUCGUUCAAAAAAGAUAUCUGGUGCUAGGCAAACCAUUACUUGGCU